This is a messenger RNA of Strongylocentrotus purpuratus (purple sea urchin), 2134 nucleotides long. Its product is annotated as gastrula zinc finger protein XlCGF57.1. Gene Ontology annotation, molecular function: DNA-binding transcription factor activity, RNA polymerase II-specific; RNA polymerase II transcription regulatory region sequence-specific DNA binding. Gene Ontology annotation, biological process: regulation of transcription by RNA polymerase II. NCBI's taxonomy places the organism in Eukaryota, Metazoa, Echinodermata, Echinoidea, Camarodonta, Strongylocentrotidae. The record is from RefSeq and is a predicted model, not a curated record. Gene Ontology annotation, cellular component: nucleus. The transcript is spliced from 3 exons. Bases 124 to 2109 code for a protein of 661 amino acids.
UUUAAACAAGCACCACAUGAAGCCGCGCUAUCAAUCAUCAGCAGCAGAUAUACACUUGAGAUUGUACUGAAAAACAUCGACCGUAUUCCUGUGUAUGGUGUGAACAUGCAAGCCUAGUGCAAAAUGGAAAGUAAAGAAAGUGACGUCGUAAUCGAGGCAGAGAUUUACACAGUGCUUCAAAUACCGGAAUUGGCAGAUUUUCAGGUCUACCAAUACCAUGUAAAAACAGAAGACAAAGAUGAUCAUGAGGCCGAGCUGUAUCAAGAUGGCGGUUUGUACAUGGACCCUACCAGCAAUAGCAACAGCAUGAUAAGAGCACUAAAAGAUGAUGAGAGACUUCAAGUUAAAGUAUGUGAUUUUCUUAUGGAACACCCUACAGCUGAGAGUGCGACUAAUCCUUGUAUGGGAAAGGGUUUGAUGAGUGGGAAUGACACAAGUCAUUUAUCGAAUCAAGAUGGUUCUCUGGAGAGGAGUAUGGAAGGAAGGAAUACAGAGGAUCUUGCACCUCUGCACCAGACGCAUGGAGAGAUGAGUACGGAAGUAAGGGAAAGCGAUGAAAAACUUCAAGGGACAGUACAUGUAGUUCAAGACAAAGACCAGACGCUACCAUGCGCUUCGCCAACUAACAACUCCAAACGUGUGAACAAAAAUUGUCAGCAACAUCAGUGUUUGGAGUGUGGCAAAAGUUUCUUCAAGAAGUGUUUGCUUGUGCGACAUAUGAGAAUUCAUGAAGGGAAAAAGUCGUCUGGAUGUUCCGAUCGUAACGCAAGGUACCGCCGAAGACUUCGGCUCAAAGAGAGCAUGAGUAGACGUGAAGGUAAAAAGACGUAUAAGUGUUCUGUUUGCAAUAAGGUAUCUUCCACAAAGGCUAAGCUUUUAAUCCAUAUGCGGAUCCACACAGGCGAAAAGCCUUUUGAAUGUUCGCAUUGUGACAAGAGAUUUUCCGUCAAGUGCAAUCUUACCAAACACAUCAAAGCAGUCCACAAAAGGGAAAGGCCAUAUUGUUGCUCCGUUUGUGGAAAGACAUAUGGGCAGAAGACUCGGCUUACAGUACACAUGAUAGUCCACACAGGGGAAAAGCCUUAUGAGUGCUCUGUCUGCAGCAAGGGAUUUCCCCUAAAGACUUACCUUACACAACACAUGAAGUCCCAUACUAAAGAAAAGUCACAUCAAUGUCUUAAGUGUGACAAAAAAUUUCAACAGAGACGUCUUCUUCUGCAGCACAAGAUCGUUCAUUCAGGAGAGAAGAAUUACCAAUGUGCCAUUUGCGGCAAAAUGUUUGCAAGAGCGGGUGAUUUAUUAAGUCACACGAGAACUCACACCAAAGAAAAACAAUAUUCAUGCUCUGUGUGUAACAAAAAGUUUUCUGCGAAGAGUUACGUGAAACAACACAUGAGGAUCCACAGAGAAGAAAAGCCUCACUUGUGCACCGUUUGUGGACGGGGAUUCUCCUAUCGGCAUCAUCUUUCAACCCAUAUGCUAACACACACACAAGAAAAGCCAUACGAGUGUUCUUUUUGUAACAAACGUUGUUCUCUCAAGUGGAAUCUUAAAUCACACAUGAAAACACACACAGAAAAAAAGUCUCAUGAAUGUAAGUUUUGUAAAGAGGCAAAUUUCACAAAAAAAGAGCUUUCACUCCACAUGGAAAUUCACUCAGGAGACAAACCUCACAAGUGUCUUCAUUGUGAUAAAGCAUUCUUUAAUAAGGUUGAUCUUCACAAACAUAUGACAACUCACUCCGGAGAAAAGGCUCAUGUAUGCUCCGUUUGUGGGCAAGCAUUCUCCCUUAAACAUCAUCUUUCAAACCACAUGAGAACCCAUACACAAGAAAAGCCCCAUGAGUGUUCUGUUUGUAACAAACGCUUUACUUUCAAGUGGAAUCUUCAAGAUCAUAUGACAACACACUCAAAAGAAAAACCUUAUCAAUGUUCCAUGUGUGAAAAGGCAUAUGUCACACAGUAUAAGCUUUCACUUCACAUAAGGAUGCACAAUGAAGAAAAACCUGUCAAGUGUUUUCAUUGUGAUAAAGCAUUCUUAAAUAAGGGUAAUCUUCAGAAUCAUGAAAAUCCACUCCGGAGAAAAGGCUCAUGUAUGCUCUGUUUGUGAUCGAGCAUUCUCCCUUAAACAUCAU